Molecule: messenger RNA, 1647 nt
Organism: Aureobasidium vineae
Lineage: Eukaryota; Fungi; Ascomycota; Dothideomycetes; Dothideales; Saccotheciaceae
Source: the annotation of a GenBank genome assembly
AUGCUUCCAUCACUGGAUGAUUGCAAUGAGUGCAAGCCUGCCUACCUCCAGCGCAGACUUGACUCUUUCCCACCUUCCACGAUAGCUCUAUCAUCUGCACCUUUUGCUUUGACAUUCCUCUUUGUCGCUGUCGCUGUAUGGCAAAAAGUUGUACCACACCUUUCGUCAUCGAACUCGCAAAAGGACCAGAACAUACCAUUUUUCAACCGAGAAACUCAACGGACAAACAACCAUGGACUCAAUUCAUUGCGCACCAUCACUUUCAAGCGUGUGGCUGCAAUCACCUUCUCUACAACUGUGGCUUUAUCGGCUGUCCUUGUAGAACUGAUCUUGUGCGAAAUCUCCGAUUUACUAAAUCCAGCAGCUAGAGGACUGGCUUUGCGCAUCACUUUGUUCUCACUUCUGAUUCUGAUAAUCAUUGUUAUACCGAGUCUGGAAGUCCACACUUUGGUUUCUGGAUCACGUCCUCGCUCCGAGUAUGCUACUCACAACACACGCAAGUCCCGUCCGACCAUUCGAUACACACUCGAGGCUUUGCUGCUGGGUAUAUGGUUCCUUGCCUUCUGGUACAUGCCGCAUACAUCACUUCUCCCAGCCUCUCUGCACUCGCAAGCAGGGCAUCCGAGCGAGCACAAGGACUUUGACUUUGUCGAGGCAUGUCUUGAGCGAGUUGGCAUCAUAGGCAUCUCUCUCAUGGCUUCUCUUGCUGGAUUUGCUGCGGUGUCAUCAAUCUGGCAGACUUUCGGCGUACGGCACCGAGUUGUUCGCGAUAGCGAUAUUGCACGUAAGGAAAGCGGACUGGCUGCAACCAGAGACAUGUUGGCAGUCAAGCAAAGUCGUCUACGUGCAUUGCAACGCAAAAUGUCUGAAGCACCGCAGGACAAAGGUGGCAUUGUGACCAGAAUGAUUGGCUCGAUCAAAGGAAACUCCGACACAAACGAGCAGCGUAGCUUGGAGAUGGAGAUUUCAGGUCUGGAAACAAUGACCAUGACUCUUGCCUCGUCCCUGGCAACUCUCAAGUCUCGUCAUGCGACCCAGCAACGAUCGCAGAACAGUCUUGGAAGGCUGUUGAAUAUACUCAAUUUCGGCUUCGCACUGUACUGUCUCUACCGCAUUGCAGCGACUUCGGUCUCUUCACUGCGCAGGUGGUGGCAGCCUAACACAACUUUCGCGACAUCCGAUCCCAUCAACAAUGUCCUCGCUCUGCUCACUACACAUUAUGAUCCUACACUGGAUCGCGAGGCUUGGUCUCGCCAAAUCUCCUUUGUGCUAUCCGGUGUCAUGCUAUUGCUGUCUUUCAACGCUGUCCUCCAGACUUUCCGGUUGUUCACCCGCUUCUUUCCCAGCCUGGCUGCUCGUGCGCAGUCUGCUCUUCCGCUUGUGGUUUCACAGGUCGUCGGCGCAUAUGUCAUUUCUUCCGCAUUACUGUUGAGGAGCAACCUGCCCAGUGAGGUGAGUAGCGUCAUCAGCGAAGCCCUGGGUGCACCGCUGGAAGGUCGUUUUGUGGAAGCUUGGUUCGAGAGCUGGUUCUUGAUCGCUGUGGUGGUGACGAGUAUUGGUAUCUUUAUUAGUCGUAAGGUGGGCUCAUCUAAUGAUUGGGAAGAUUGGGAAGAGAGUCAAGAUAUGGAGAUGGGCAAGAUGCAUUAA